Messenger RNA from Pimephales promelas (fathead minnow), 2155 nucleotides. Lineage: Eukaryota; Metazoa; Chordata; Actinopteri; Cypriniformes; Leuciscidae. The record is from RefSeq and is a predicted model, not a curated record.
ACCUCCCUGCUAAGUCGGAGGAGGAAGCCCAGCGCCACCGUCAGGAGUAUGAUGAAAUGGUGGCAGAGGCGAGGAAGAGAGAACUGAAGGAGGCUCAGAAGAAGAAAAAGCAGAUGAAGGAAAGAUUUAAACAGGAGGAAAGCAUCGCUAACGCAAUGGUGGUUUGGAACAAUGAAAUCCUUCCCAACUGGGAGAGCAUGCGGGGCCUGCGGCGUGUGAAGGAUCUGUGGUGGCAAGGUCUUCCUCCCAACGUGAGGGGUAAAGUCUGGAGUCUGGCCAUUGGGAAUGAGCUGAACAUAACCUCAGAUUUGUACGAGAUCUUUCUCUCGCGGGCCAAAGAGCGCUGGAAGAGCUUCAGAGAGACAGGCAGUGAGAUGGAGUCAGAUGUGGACAGUGCCGACCGUGAGUCCAGUCUGGAUCUGAUCAAACUGGACAUAUCGCGCACAUUUCCAUCGCUCUUCAUCUUCCAGAAGGGUGGGCCGUACCAUGAUCUCCUACACAGCGUGUUGGGCGCUUACACCUGCUACAGACCUGACGUGGGAUAUGUUCAGGGCAUGUCCUUCAUAGCGGCUGUGCUGAUUCUCAACCUGGAGGAGGCCGACGCUUUCAUCGCAUUUGCCAAUCUCCUCAACAAACCCUGUCAGAUGGCGUUCUUCAGAGUGGACCACGAGCUGAUGCUGAAGUACUUUGCAGCGUUUGAGGUGUUCUUUGAAGAAAACCUCCCCAGGCUUUUUAAUCACUUCAACGGUUACAACCUCACACCUGACCUGUAUCUGAUAGACUGGAUCUUCACCCUCUACACUAAGUCCCUGCCGUUAGAUGUGGCAUGUCGGGUGUGGGAUGUGUUCUGCAGAGACGGGGAGGAGUUCCUGUUCCGCACGGGCCUCGGGAUCCUGCGGCUCUACGAGGAAGUGCUCCUGCAGAUGGAUUUCAUUCACAUCGCUCAGUUCCUGACCAGACUCCCGGAGGACACGCCCCCCGAACGCCUCUUCAGCUGCAUCGCCAACACUCAGAUGAUCAGCUGCAACAGGAAGUGGACACAGGUGUUUAAUGCCCUCAUAAAGGAUAAAGAAAUGGAAAAAAGCAGCAGUCCUUCAGUGAGAAAUUCUUGAACUCUUUCCUCUACAAUUUUAUAUUUCUGUUAUGUUCCUCAAAUGAAUGGAUUGGCAGAGAGGAUUGUAUAAAACUGGGGUUCAUAGAGGUCAAUGCAAUGUGAAGAAAAAGCUAAACUUGAUUCCUUCGUAACCAUGCCAGUAUUACGGAAGCAAAACUUUGUAUGAAUUCAAAAUAUAAGCCUUUAAUGAGAAACUACUCCACCAGCUUAGUCAUGUACUGUACCAGAUACCACCAGCAUCAGGCUUUUUUUUAAUAUUCCUCCUUAUUGAGAGGAAUCAUGUGGUGCAUUUGAACAACUGUGCUGACAUACACACCACUCACUUUUUCUAUGCUGAAGUUUGUUUUGAAGGAGAUGCAUUUGGAGCCUGUUCAAUGCAAUUGAGAUUUAUAGAAUAGAGGUUCUGAGGUUCUUUUUUUUUUUUUUUUUAAAUGGUUUUGUUUUGUAGAACAAGACCAUAAUGAAGUGCAAUAGAAAUUGUACAAAUCAGUCAGAUGCAGUUAAUAAUGCAGAUAUGCUGCAUCUAGUGUGUAAGGUAUUCAGAAGCAUUAUUGCAUUUUGGAAGUCGACAUCCCAUUGUUCUUCUUUUAAAACACUAAUAUGUAGCCUAAUUUUAAAACUAAAUCUUAUUCUUGUCAGUGUGACAGUUGACCCCACAAGCUCGAUGUGAAUAAUACAUUCAGACAUUUGUGUGCUUAAUGUACAUUUUCUGACACUUGCCACUUAAAGAAUAAGAAUGUGUGGUAUAAUAAUCAAACUUGAGUCAUUUUUGUGCUUUAUUUCGGUUUAAUAACUUGGCGAAAUGCAUUGUUUAAUGUGGCGUUUACCCCUAAUAUCUGUAAAUAUUGGGUCUCUAAACAUUUUUCGAUUUGGUGAUGUAUUUUGAUGAAAAAUGUAAAUUGUAUCAUUAAUUCUUGGUUUGUUUUCUACACACUCCUUGUUUUAUUGUACAGUUUUCAUACUCGAGUGAAGAUAAAUUGUAAAUAGGUGAAAUAUUUGACACCACAAAAUUCAAAUGUGUAAAUAAAUCUAAAACUACAA